AUUUGGUAAGAUAUGUCUUCUCAACCAGUCCCUCCAUCGGAGAAUUCUCUUAUUCGGGAGAAAGUUCGCGGAUAUGCCCAAGAACAGCGCAAAGAAGGUCGCACUGAGGCCAAAGAUUCAUUGCGUAUUGGCCUGGGACAGAUAAAGGAAGAGUUCGCCGCGCAGGAUAAUCUGAGUGAGAAGGAUGUGCAUGGAUUGGCUACCAGGAUCAAGCGUCGAAAGCACGCCACAUCCGAGGAUCUCUUUCGUCUAGCCUUGGCGUUCCUGCAGGGUGUUGAAAACAUUAACGCCUUCGCUGCGAUUCCUGGGGCACUUCAGGUUCUGGUCAAGGAACUAACUGGGUCGGACACACAGAGACAGAUUGAUGCCGCCGAGUGCCUGUGUAACUUAUCGUUGGGUGAGGCCCAUGUUGCCGAGAAGAUUUCUAGCUUGGUUGGCAGCUACAUGGUCACAUACCUCGACGGGAAGGAUGGGCGACUGAAACGCAGCUGCUUGUGGACUCUGGCGAACAUACUGGCCACCAGCGAUAAAGCUGCCCAGCAACUUUUACAAAUGCAGAUAGUUCCCAAGCUAUGGAAGCUAUACACUGGCGAGGGAGCUUCAAAUGGGUUUCAGGAAGACGCUGGCAUAUGUCUUUAUUUAAUAUCCAAGAAUGCUGCGCAUCAUGUUAAUGCCGAGGACCGAGAGUACAUAGCCCAUCACAUAUUUUCAAUUAGGCCUGAGGAUCCGGGCAGCGAGUACCUUAUGUACAUAAUCCACCAACUGGAAAUUGUUGAGCUACACAGUGGCCUAGGGACUCAUCAGGCCGAGUGUUUGGUCAACUUCUUCAUCGCCAGCCUCGACUCACAAGCCGACAGCCUGGCUGUUUCCUACGGGGUGCGAGUAGUAGCCAAUUUAAUGGCCAUUAAUAACCCAUCACUUAUCGGAGUCCUGGCCGACGACAAUAUCUUUGUGUCUGCCUUAAACAAACUAUUUGCCCUGCGAGACCCCCGCCUCAACAUGGACCUCAUGCGAAUUCUGAGGAAUUUUCUGAACCUAAAUCUCCUAGACUCCAACCUGGUAUUAGAUCGUUUGCAGGUGUACGCUUAGGCUGUUUAAUUAAAAGUCUUUUGUAUCUCUUUAUUUAUCUGAAUUACCUAUGAAAUAUGAAUUUAAGCCCAUGGCUUAAAGAAUGUGUGAGUAUGUAGUUUUACAUAAAAAAAAUGGAACGAAAUACGAUAUUUAAAUAAAUAAGUUAUGCCUAAGAA
Drosophila bipectinata is the source of this 1247-nucleotide messenger RNA. RefSeq lists its product as uncharacterized. The record is from RefSeq and is a predicted model, not a curated record. NCBI's taxonomy places the organism in Eukaryota, Metazoa, Arthropoda, Insecta, Diptera, Drosophilidae.